AUGUUUGUCGUUGAAAAAUUCUUAAUGUUAGUGGAAUCAAAGGAAUGUUUAUGGAAAAUCUCUGCUAAGGAUUAUAGUAACAGGGAUAAGAAAACGAACGCCUGGCAGGAAAUUUGUAAAGAAAUGUUUCCAGACUGGGAGGAACUAGAUCAAGACGAGAAGCGAGAAAAAGGGCCAGAAGUCCAAAAAAAAUGGAAAAACCUAAAAGAUAGGUUCCAGAAGGAGGUGCGAAGGGAAAAAGCUGUAAGAAGCGGGUCUGCUGCUUCCAAAAAGAAGAAGUAUGUUUACUACGACAUCAUGCAAUUCUUAUUACCUCAGCUUGAAAGUCGCAGCACUGAGUCAAAUAUUGAGCCACCUAAUCCACCAGAGCAAAACUCAGACAUGUCACUCUCGGGACUACUGCAGAUGACUCCCUGGAAUGUCGCCCACCACCUCCAAAACCUCCAAGAAAAUCUGUUCAAUCUAGCCAAAAAACCAAUUUUGAGACUCAAUUGCUUCAAAUCCUAG
Ceutorhynchus assimilis (cabbage seed weevil) is the source of this 507-nucleotide messenger RNA. The record is from the annotation of a GenBank genome assembly. Lineage: Eukaryota; Metazoa; Arthropoda; Insecta; Coleoptera; Curculionidae.